This is a messenger RNA of Haliaeetus leucocephalus (bald eagle), 599 nucleotides long. Its product is annotated as neuroblastoma suppressor of tumorigenicity 1. Bases 41 to 577 code for a protein of 178 amino acids. Gene Ontology annotation, molecular function: BMP binding; receptor ligand activity. The transcript is spliced from 3 exons. Gene Ontology annotation, biological process: animal organ morphogenesis. Lineage: Eukaryota; Metazoa; Chordata; Aves; Accipitriformes; Accipitridae. The record is from RefSeq and is a predicted model, not a curated record.
GCUCUCUGUCUCCAGUUGUAGGAUUUUGGCAGAGGUGGCCAUGAUGUUAUGGUUCGUGGUUGGUGCCCUCUUCCCAGCACUGCUCCUGGCUGCACCACCCCCCAUAAACAAGCUUGCCCUCUUCCCGGAUAAGAGCGCUUGGUGUGAGGCAAAGAACAUCACCCAGAUCGUGGGGCACAGCGGCUGCGAGUCCAAGUCCAUCCAGAACAGGGCCUGUCUGGGACAGUGUUUCAGCUACAGCGUCCCCAACACCUUCCCUCAGUCCACAGAGUCCCUGGUUCACUGCGACUCCUGUAUGCCAGCCCAGUCCAUGUGGGAAAUCGUGACACUGGACUGUCCAGGCAAUGACGAGAUCCCCAGGGUUGACAAGCUGGUGGAGAAGAUACUUCACUGUAGCUGCCAGGCUUGCGGGAAGGAGCCAAGCCACGAGGGAGCCCUGUUCAACGUCUACCUGAACGCGGAGGAGAACAUGCCCGCUGAAGGUCCCAGCCCCCAUCACUAUGCCCACCACCAACAGGAGGUGGAAGAACCUCCUGCCUCCAGCCACCACCAUCACGAGGAGGAGGGCGACGAGUGACCUGGCCCUUAUGGACUGUCCU